Messenger RNA from Lucilia sericata (common green bottle fly), 2798 nucleotides. RefSeq names its product skin secretory protein xP2-like. The transcript has 3 exons. NCBI's taxonomy places the organism in Eukaryota, Metazoa, Arthropoda, Insecta, Diptera, Calliphoridae. The record is from RefSeq and is a predicted model, not a curated record. Bases 274 to 1821 code for a protein of 515 amino acids.
UAUUGUUGUAUUUUAAUGCGUCAUUUGUCCGUCAUUGUUGUUGGUGAAAUUCGCCAGUCGUAUUUUUCAUUUGAAAAAAAAAGCAAACAAAUAAAGUGAAAAUUAUUUUUAACAACAUUUAGGGAGGCAAAGAGUUCUUAGUAAAAUUUCAACGAGCGUCAGUCGCAAUUUAAAGGAAAAAAAUAUACUAAAUAAAAUUUUAAGACUAAAAAUAAAGCUUCCAGAAAAAAAGUAGUGUAGUGGUUAAAAAAAAAGUUGAAUUUUUUUGUGAAAAUGUCUACGGCACCACGUAAACUGGUGUUGGUUUUGCUGGUUUGUGGCCUUGUAAUAGCUGCUCCAAUAUGUGAAGCCAAAAGGGCUUUGGGAGGCAGUAAUAGGAAAUCUUCCGGUGGCGGUUAUACCACUAGACGUCAGCCUACUAGUGUUACUAAACCUAGUUACAACACUAAUAGUGGAAGCAGCAGCAGUAACUCACAUGCCGAUGCUGCGAAAUUGAGCUAUCCCAACUAUAACUCGCAACCUAAUCGUCCUGCUAGUGCUGGUGCUCCGUCUACUAAUAAUCAACCAAUUGGUUGGAAUGUACCCAAUCAAGGUCAUGCCGGUCCACCACCAGCAUAUUCUGCCUCGAAUGUUCCUGGAGGAGCUAAAACUAAUAUGCAUGAAGCCCCACCGGUAUAUCAGAAACCUAAUUAUGGCGCUGCUCCCCCUAGUUAUAACCAGGCCACCGGUACCAACUACGGAGCUCCUCAGUACCAUCAACCAGGCGCUUUACCAGCUGGUGCAACAUAUCAUAGUCCCAAUAAUCUACCACCAGGAGCCACUUACUAUAACAGUCCUUCUCAUGUUCCCGGUGGCUAUCCGGCUGGUGGUUCAUAUCCUGCCGGAGGUUAUGGUGGUGGUUAUCAUGCUCCAGCUGGCUCUAAUUAUUAUCAAUCGCCUCAAAACUUGCCACAAGGUGCUACCUACUUGCCCGCUGGUAAUGCUUUGCCACCAGGUGCUGUUCUCUAUUCCUCACCACCUCAGCAAACUUCUUCCGGUUUAGGUUUCGGUUCUGGUUUAGCAGCUGGUGCUAUAGGCGGUGCCAUUUUGGGUCAUGUUCUUACACCUACCCAGACACGUGUAGUUGAACAGGCACCUGCUGCCGCCGCUGCAGGUGGUAGUGCCGAUGGUGGUCACGAUCGUAUUAUAAUUAUUAACAAUGGUCAAGUAAUGAACGCUACUACAGAUGCCAAUGGUGUUACUGUGGUAAAUGCAGGAGAAACACCAGCCCCUGGUGCCGCUGCUGCUGCUACCGGUGAAACCCCAGCACCUUUGGCCCCUAUGGCUCCUGUACCAGCAGCUGAUAUGCCUCAAAAUGCUACUAAUCCCGGAGAAACCCCUGCAGCCGUAGCCCCAGUAGCGGCAGCAGCUGCUGCUGAUGGUAGUCCAGCAGCCCCCGCUAAUCCUGAACAACCCCCAGCUGGAGGUAUUAUUUGUGUGCCAGUACGUGUCAAUCAAACCGAUCCAAAUGAUGCCACUAAAAUGGUAGAAGUUGAACAAAUAGCCUGUUAUCCAGCACCUCCACCACCAGCAGAACCACAAGUAGCUGCUGAAGCAGUUAAACCAGCUGAAGCUGCUGCUCCUGCCCCAGCAGAAGGCUCUGCUCCCUUGGCUCCCAUGCAACCCAUAACCGCUGGUUCUUCUUCACAACAAUUGCAGCAAGAGUCUACCUUAAUAGGAGAUCAAACUAUUAAAUCAGCCGAUAAUGCUGCAGGACCUAAGGAAAAGGGUUCUUUAGCCAUACUCAUGUGCUUCUUGUUAAGCUAUUUGGUAGCUUAUUAAUUAAAGGAAAUUUGUAUUCCCACAAACAAAAGCUAAAAUCGAACAAACUAUUUGUAUAUGUGCAGCUUGCUCAUGUUAAAUUAAUUAAUUAAUUAAAGAAACCGAUCAAAAACGAUACAAAUUGGCGUAACUUUAACCAUUUCAUAAAAACAAAACAUACUUUUUUAUUAUAAUAUAAUUGUUAUCUAAGUGUUUAGUCAAAUUGCACUAUUAGCUUAACUAAAACGAAUAUUUGUAAUUCCUAACAUGUUUAUUAGCAAUUUUAAUUAACCUUGAAUUCGAAUACUCUUCGGUUAUAUAUACAUAUAUUAUAAACUAAAACGUUAAAAAAAGAACAUUUAUAUAAACGUGCUUAAAAAUACUUAGCAGUAGCUGCAUAACAUACCUCAAUAUAAAAGCUUUAAACUUGUAUGUAUUACCUAAAUGAGUGUCCAUUUGUAUAUAUUUUGUUGCUAUUUGUUAAACUCAAAACUUUAUUAAACUUCCUUUUAAAUAGUAUUCGUUUAAAAAACCAACAAAAAAGACACACAAGAAAAAAAGUAUUGUUUUUUUUAUUAUACUAAAGGACUAGACAGACUAGGGUCUCCAACUAAAAAAAUAAUCAAUAUUUAUUAUUAACCCUGUUACCAACACCCUAAACAACUGUUAUCAAAUUUUAACACCUUUUUUUACAAAAUUUUACUAACACCUCCCCCUAUUCUCCCACAAAAAAAGUAUAAUUGUAAUUUAAUGGCCUUAUGAGUAAAAACUGUAAUUAGGGAAUUUUUCAAAUAUCAUAUUUUUUUACAAUACUUUAAUUUAAAUGUUGAAAUAUUUUUCUUUUUAUUAAUAAACUUGUUAUUAUUAUUAUUGUCUAUUUACGUUGGCAGCUUUAUUUUUUAUUAUUGAAUUAACUUUCUAAUAUAAACGUUAAAUAUCAACUAAUUUUGUCAAAAUUUAUUUUUUCAAUAAAUUUGCACUUUAAAUUAAUAAAAAAA